GGACUGUUGGCUGCGGGGCUGGAAGUCGGGCAGAGGGCCUAGAGGUUGCGGGAGAGCUCUGUGGGCGGAGCGAACCAGCCUGCAGGUCCCCGGAAGGAUCCGCAGAGCCUAGGGUGGGCCUCGCCAGGGAGCGAGAGGGUUGAAGUUCCAGUGUGGUCCCCACAUCAGGGCCAGAAGGAGCCCACGAGUUACCUAGGGAUCUCUGGGAACUGCCUCGUGACUGUUCGAGAAGAUGCCGUACCUGGGCUCCGAGGACGUGGUGAAGGAGCUGAAGAAGGCUCUGUGUAACCCUCACAUUCAGGCUGAUAGGCUGCGCUAUCGGAAUGUCAUCCAGCGAGUGAUUAGGCACAUGACUCAGGGCUCGGACAUGUCUGGUGUUUUCAUGGAAAUGGUGAAGGCCAGUGCCACUAUAGAUAUUGUUCAGAAGAAGUUGGUUUAUCUCUACAUGUGUACCUAUGCCCCCCUGAAACCAGAUCUGGCUCUCCUGGCCAUCAAUACACUGUGCAAAGACUGUUCAGACCCCAACCCGAUGGUGCGAGGGUUGGCACUACGGAGCAUGUGUAGCCUCAGGUUGCCUGGUGUGCAGGAAUAUAUCCAACAGCCAGUUCUCAACGGUCUGCAUGAUAAGGCUUCAUAUGUCAGGAGGGUAGCAGUCCUUGGCUGUGCCAAGAUGCAUACUCUUCAUGGAGACUCUGAAGUGGAUGGUGCCCUGGUAAACGAAUUAUAUAGUUUGCUGCGUGACCAGGAUCCAAUUGUGGUUGUGAACUGCCUGAGGUCUCUGGAGGAAAUUCUGAAACGGGAAGGAGGUGUUGUCAUCAAUAAGCCCAUCGCCCACCAUCUCUUAAAUCGAAUGUCAAAACUGGACCAGUGGGGCCAGGCUGAAGUAUUGAACUUUCUGCUACGCUACCAACCCCGCAGUGAGGAGGAGCUGUUUGACAUUCUCAACCUGUUGGACAGUUUUCUCAAGAGCAGUAGCCCAGGUGUGGUGAUGGGAGCCACCAAACUCUUUCUGAUCUUGGCAAAAAACUUCCCCCAUGUGCAAACUGACGUGCUCAUGCAAGUCAAGGGAACUUUGCUGGCUGCCUGUUCUUCAGAGAGCCGCGAGCUCUGUUUUGCUGCCCUCUGCCACGUGCGCCAGGUCCUGCACAGUUUGCCGGGUCACUUCAGCAGCCACUACAAAAAGUUUUUUUGCUCCUACUCGGAGCCCCACUACAUCAAGCUCCAGAAGGUGGAGGUGCUGUGUGAGCUGGUGAACGACGAGAACGUGCAGCAGGUGCUGGAGGAGCUUCGUGGGUACUGCACCGAUGUGUCUGCCGACUUUGCGCAGGCUGCCGUCUUUGCCAUGGGUGGCAUCGCCAGGACCUACACGGAUCAGUGUGUGCAGAUUCUAACAGAGCUGCUGGGGCUUCGACAAGAGCACAUUACCACAGUGGUUGUGCAGACUUUCCGAGACCUGGUUUGGUUGUGUCCUCAGUGUACAGAAGCUGUGUGUCAGGCCCUGCCCGGCUGUGAAGAGAGCAUUCAAGAUAGCGAGGGGAAGCAGGCACUUAUUUGGCUACUCGGUGUCCAUGGGGAGAGAAUCCCCAAUGCUCCUUAUGUGUUGGAAGACUUCGUAGAGAAUGUGAAGUCGGAGACAUUUCCAGCUGUCAAGAUGGAGCUGCUCACGGCUCUGCUGCGCCUUUUCCUCUCUCGACCCGCCGAGUGCCAGGACACGCUGGGCCGUUUGUUAUACUACUGCAUAGAGGAAGAAAAGGAUAUGGCAGUACGGGACCGAGGUCUCUUCUACUAUCGCCUCCUCUUAGCUGGCAUCGAUGAAGUGAAGCGGAUCCUAUGUAGCCCUCCAUCUGACCCUUCUCUCAGACUUUUGGAGGAUCAGGCAGAAAGACCUGUGAACAGCUGGGCCUCGGAUUUCAACACACUGGUGCCAGUAUAUGGCAAAGCCCGCUGGGCAACCAUCUCUAAAUGCCAGGGAGUAGAACGUCGUGGCCCAGAGCUUCCUAACACUGCACCUUUAGCCACAGCAGGACCCCUGAUUCCUGAAGAGAACAAGGAGAGGGUCCAAGGACUCCCUGAUUCCAGAGCCCUCAUGCUAGUCCCCAAUCACCAGCUUACUGCUGAGUGUUUUGAGAAAACUUGGCUGAGCCUCAAAGUUGCUCAUCAGCAGGUGUUCCCGUGGCAGGGAGCAGUCCAUCCUGACACCCUCCAGAUGGCCCUGCAAGUCGUGAACAUCCAGACCAUCGCGAUGAACAGGGCUGGGGCUCAGCCGUGGAAAGCCUACCUCAGCGCUCAGGAUGACACUGGCUGUCUGUUCCUGACAGAACUGCUGUUGGAGCCUGAGAACUUGCAAAUGCAGAUCUCAGUAAAACAAAACAAGGCGAGGACAGAGACACUGAACAGUUUUAUUUCUGUAUUAGAAACUGUGAUUGGAACAAUUGGAGACAUAAAAUCAUAACAGCUUCUUGCCUGUCCUGAGUGAGAUGAAUAGCUGUCAGAGUUCCUUAGUUUUUCUUAUUAUAGCUGCUUGUAAGUCCAGAUAAUAUCAAAGGCAAAGGAGAAUGGGAAUCUGGGAAUGAGAAUUCUUACAUUCUUGUCCAAAGAUCAUUGGUGAAUGACCCUGUUUUUCCAGGUGAUGUGGUAAAGGUUAAUGUGGUUGGUAAGGGGGUGGGAAUGGGGUGAGGGUAGGAUUUGGAUUCUUUCCUAAUCAGUUUAAGGGAUUAUUUUACUCAUUAAAGAUGCCUGAUGUGUCUGGAAACUUGACUGGGUCAUCAUUUGUGGGGGUCAUCUUUUCUUCCCUAGAUUAUUGCAGUAAAUUCCUUACUGUUCUCAUAUUUCUAAUCAUGCUUUUUAGGCCAGAGUUCAGAGUCCUUAGCCUGGCAUCUAAAGUACCUCUUCAGUGCCAUGUCUCAGCACUCCCCAGGAUACCCUCUGUUCUGGCAAAAGCAAACCACUUGCAGUUCCCUGAAUACACUUGGCUCUCUCUCACCUUUGUGCUUUGGUACCUGCUUUUUCUUCUUGCCUAGACCAUUUCCUCACCCUCAUGUCUUCUUUAAGUAACACCUCGUCUAUCUUUCAGUGUUCAGCUCAGGCAUGAGCUCUUUUAGGAAGUUUUCUGUGACCCUCCUGCCUUCAUCAGGGGUCUCAUUCAAGCUGUGAAAGCAGUCAGUGCACACGUCUAGCAGCACUGUUGUAAUUGUUUUCUUGUCACUCUUUCUCACGUUUAAUUUUAUUCAUACCUGACCACGUUUUAAUCACUGAGACAACUUAUGGCAAAAACAGAUGUAAUAAAGUGAUGGUAAAGUAUAAAUAACCAGGGAAUCCAGCACAGGAAAAAUAAAAAUACCUGUGAAAACCAGCUGGGUCAGGGAUGGGAACAUAUACAUAUGUUCAGGCUGAAAGGGCCUACGUAGUUGAUAUAGUUGAACCUCAGAUUUAGCUCUCUAAGAGAUUUGGUAGUCAGAAUAAAGAGAAAUGGUUGUAUAGUUGUUACAGGAGAGGAAGAAACAUUUCAAUUCUAAUUUUGAAGAGAAAUUUACAUGUAGUUUCACAUGGAUGGCACUGAGUGAUAUGCAGAAGAUUCCUAUGGGAAGUUAGUAAAGAGUUUCACAUGAUUUGCUUAUGGUGUUCUUCAGUACAAACAGCAUAACUUUAAUAUGGAGCUUAGUGAGGGCAUUUCUUCAAGGAUUACAGACACUGUGACCCAAAUAUCAUCCAGCUUAAUUUAAGGACUUCUUCCUAGAUACAUAGGUGGACUGCAUAUCCUUCAAAUAAUGCUUCACCAUCAUUUCUCUCAAUUAAGCUUUUAAUAAGAGUAGAUAACAGUGCUGAAUUUUCUGGCAAGGGCCUGGGUUUGUGAGUUGUCUGUCUCAACCAGACAGUUUCUAAGGACAGUGAUUAUCUUUCUUUCCUACUGUCUCUACGGUGCCGACCACAUAGCGAUGACUCAAUAAAUAGCAUUGAAUGAACGGCUGUAAGUAAUUAGAUUCUGAUGGUGUUUGGGGGUUGGUGUUUGAAGUGUGUUUUAUUAUAUUGUGUUGACCACAUAGAGGACAAUAGAUGGAAUUCCAUCUAGACUAGGGUUUCUCAAAAGUGGUACUACGGACAUUUGGGGCCAUAUAAUUCUUUGCCGUAGGGGGUUUUCCUGUGCACUGUAGGAUAAUCAUUAGCCAUAUCUCUGAUCUAUACCAUUAGAUGCCAAU
Messenger RNA from Mesoplodon densirostris (Blainville's beaked whale), 4196 nucleotides. RefSeq names its product adaptor related protein complex 4 subunit beta 1 (gene AP4B1). The coding region runs from base 233 to 2452 and encodes 739 amino acids. Gene Ontology annotation, biological process: intracellular protein transport; vesicle-mediated transport. The transcript has 11 exons. Gene Ontology annotation, cellular component: clathrin adaptor complex; membrane coat. Lineage: Eukaryota; Metazoa; Chordata; Mammalia; Artiodactyla; Ziphiidae. Gene Ontology annotation, molecular function: clathrin binding. The record is from RefSeq and is a predicted model, not a curated record.